UUUUUAGCACUGAGAUAACUCAAAAGUGCGUUUCACUUAAAAUGAUGUAGCAUGUUAAGACAGGUUGGGAGAGACUAAAGAAUUUUAUCACUGAAUUGAAAGACAUUUGCUGCUUUGGCCACACCCUUCAAAAGACAGUAGAACAUGAACACAGGUUGUUUUGUGCACAAGGACCAGUAAACAGCAAGUGAAUCUUAAAGGAUAAAGGAUUUUUCCCUACUGUGAGAAGAGGCUGCUUCCAAAGAAGAGUAACGUGUGGAGACCUCUGCACGCCUAGAAUACCAACUGAAAUUGCAGUUUCCAGAUGGCUUUCAAGCACAGUGGAUUGUCUUUCUGUAGGUUGUGCAACGACAACUUAAAAUAUGGGAUCUAAGAAAUCCAAACCAGAUGAUGAACAACAUUUAUUAGGGGAUACAGAUGAUGAAAUAACAGUGCUCUUUGACAAGAUCAAAAUUGUGCUCAUUGGAUGUCAGAAAGCUGGGAAAAAUAAGAUUGGAAAUGCCAUUCUCGGGAAGAACGCCUUCACAUACCUGAACACACGUAAAGAACACUACUUGAAGGAUGACAACACAAUAUUUGGAAGACGCAUUACGUUAAUCCGUGUCCCUGGUUGGUCUCAAGACUUGAGCUCUGAUGAUAUUAAGCAAUUUAAAAUCCAGCAAGUGAUUAAAGACAGUGUGAAGUCGUUUAAAGAUGGACCUCAUGCUAUUCUACUGGUUGUGAAAAGAAACACGACACUUACAGAGACAACAAGAGAGACACUGGAAAAACUUUUGGGUUCCAAUGUUUCUGAGCAUAUGCUAGUUUUUUCUAUAGAUGGAGCAAAGAUUUCAUUUGCUACCAUGAUUGACCACUGUGCAGAGAGGAGACAAACAACAAUUGACAGAUGCAAAAAAGAUAUCACCUCUUUAGGAGAUGCAUGUGUGGAAAGCAAAACAUGGAGUUACUACAACUGCAGCAACAUUGAAGGUGGAAUGGAAAAAUUCAAACAAGCUGGCAUGGCAGGUGGCUCCCAUGUAUUCAAUUCGGAAGAGAUUGAUCUUGAAGACUGGUAUGACAUGCUUGUUAAAAUCUUGAGUGACCUGACUGAACAACAGCUUGAAAAAAUGAAGUACAUCAGGAGCAACAGAGGGCAAUGCAGAAUUCCUAAAGGCCAUGUAAGGGACCGAAGUCCAAACAACCUGGCAUGGCUCAUGGUUGAACACUGGGGUGAAGAGCAGUGUAUCAUUAACACAAUAAAUGUUCUGAAAGACAUCCCACGGAAUGACAAGAACACGGUUGACCUCAUUACGCCAUUCUUACAGAAGAUUGAAGAAGCGUGGUAA
Messenger RNA from Pygocentrus nattereri (red-bellied piranha), 1325 nucleotides. RefSeq lists its product as uncharacterized. The transcript has 6 exons. Lineage: Eukaryota; Metazoa; Chordata; Actinopteri; Characiformes; Serrasalmidae. The coding region runs from base 363 to 1325 and encodes 320 amino acids. The record is from RefSeq and is a predicted model, not a curated record. Gene Ontology annotation, molecular function: GTP binding.